Molecule: messenger RNA, 213 nt
Organism: Aspergillus ruber CBS 135680
Lineage: Eukaryota; Fungi; Ascomycota; Eurotiomycetes; Eurotiales; Aspergillaceae
Exons: 1
Coding region: 1-213 (70 amino acids)
Source: RefSeq, a predicted model, not a curated record
AUGCAGCGAUUUUUGGGUCUAGUGCCUGACCAGAGAGAGUUGACAUUGCAAGCACUUUCAUGGAUCACAUGUUCCCAGAGACCGCUUAGUGCAGUAGAGCCUCAGCAUGCAUUUACUGUGGAGAUAGGAGAGACUUCGUUCGACCCAGACAACAUGCCUGACAUUGAAGAUAUGGUCUCUGUGUGUGCUAGUCUAGUGAUGAUAGAUGAAUAG